Molecule: messenger RNA, 2628 nt
Organism: Benincasa hispida (wax gourd)
Lineage: Eukaryota; Viridiplantae; Streptophyta; Magnoliopsida; Cucurbitales; Cucurbitaceae
Gene: NSL1
Product: MAC/Perforin domain-containing protein
Biological process (GO): regulation of salicylic acid mediated signaling pathway; plant-type hypersensitive response
Cellular component (GO): plasma membrane
Source: RefSeq, a predicted model, not a curated record
AUAUGAAAUUGGGCAGUUGGAGAGUUGAAAGUGAAGCGCAGCACACGCAAGACGAACAAUUGCAGUAAACAGUCUGAAUUUUAUAAUCAGAAGAAGAAUAAGAAUGGGUUCGGUAAAGAAAUAUUCAGAGGGUCGGCCCUUCGACUCCAACUCGAACUUUCUACGAUGGCGGAUCGUGCCUGCAUUUUUUAAUGGCCGUACGCGUAUUGACUUUUCAGCCGCCAUCUCUCCUCCUCCUCCUCCUCCUUCUUGUGGCCGAAUCUAAUAAUUACUCUGGCAAGUCAAACUUUGGUUUAACCAGUCUUCAUCCCAAUUUCCAUAUCCAAUUAAACAAUUCAUUAGUGCCUCUCCCACCGUAUUUCUCUCUCCCCUUUUUUGUAUUAUAUCUUCUGAAUUCUUCCCUUCUCCCUUUUCUUCGGUCAAAACUUGGAACUCUGCAAAACGCUUUGAAAACAGCAACCUCCACUUUCAAACCCCUUUUGGGUCUUCUUCUUCUUCGCAGUCGUCGCCUCUUCCCCUUUCCAUCAAAACCCAGAGGGAUUGAGCCAAUUCGCCGGAAUUUUGGUGUCUUUUUCGUAGAGAAAUGUCUUUCAACAUCAACCGGUUCGAUCCUCAAUCGGCGGCCGAGAAAGCAGUUUCGGUUAUCGGCUUCGGCUAUGAUCUCUGUAAUGACUUACGAUUGUCUUCUUGCAAACCGGGUCCAUCCGGGUCGAAACUGAUCGACAUCGAUUUCACCCGAACCAGAGACCUUGUACUUCCCGGCGGCGUUGUUGUCCCUAAUGUUUCUACUUCCAUCAACUGCGACAAAGGCGAGCGCACCAGAUUCCGCUCUGAUGUCAUCUCCUUCAAUCAGAUGUCGGAGCUGUUUAAUCAGCAAUUAUCUCUAUCUGGGAAAAUUCCGUCGGGGUUCUUUAACACCAUGUUUGGCUUAAAGGGUUGCUGGCAGAAUGAUGCAGGUUCCACCAGAAGUCUUGCGUUUGAUGGUUGUUUCAUUACACUUUAUAACAUUGAGUUGGAAAAAUCUCAUAUAACUCUCUCUGAGCAAGUCAAACGGGAGGUGCCUUCUUCAUGGGACCCUGCUGCCCUUGCAGAGUUCAUUGAGAAGUAUGGUACUCAUGUGGUUGUGGGUGUAAAAAUGGGAGGAAAAGAUGUCAUUUUCAUGAGGCAAUUACGAGAAUCGAAUGUAGAGCAAACCGAUGUGCAGAAGAAGUUAAAGAAAUUAGCAGAUGAGAAAUUUUCUGAAGAUGCAAAUGGAGGUUUCACGUCAAAUCCUGCAGCAGCAAAAAUCAAGGAUGAAUAUUCUCUGCCGUGGGAGCUUCGUAAUGCAUUUGCUGCCUCUAUCAAACCACCAGUGAUCAAUCACUCAAAGGGUGAUGAGUUGACGGCAAUUUAUAUUAGGAGAGGAGGUGUGGAUGUCGGUCAAAGUCAUAAUCAAUGGCUCUCAACCAUAUCUCAGUCACCUAAUGUUAUCUCGAUGUCCUUCGUGCCGAUAACAUCACUCAUGAAUGGCGUCCGAGGCAAUGGAUUUCUAAGCCAUGCUGUGAACCUGUAUCUAAGAUAUAAACCUCCAAUUGAGGAGCUCCAGCAAUUUCUUGAAUUUCAGCUGCCUAGACAGUGGGCGCCGGUGUAUGCUGAUCUUCCUCUUGCUCCUCGGCAUAGGAAACAAGCUUCUCCAUCUCUCAAGUUUACUUUGAUGGGGCCCAAGCUUUAUGUAAACACUACUAAGGUUGAUUCGCACAAUCGUCCAGUAACAGGAGUUCGCUUGUUUUUGGAAGGAAAGAAAAGUGACCAUCUGGCAAUUCAUCUCCAGCAUCUAUCAACUCUUCCCAAGACCCUCCAACUCUCAGAUGAUCUAAGCUAUCGACCCAUUGAUGAGCCAGAGGAGAAGGGCUAUUUCGAACCAGUUAGAUGGAGCAUAUUCUCUCAUGUCUGCACUGCUCCAGUAGAGUACAAUGGUUCUCUAAUUGAUGAUGACUCUGCUUCCAUCGUCACGAAGGCUUGGUUUGAAGUUAAGGUUAUUGGAAUGAGAAAGGUCUUGUUCCUGAGGCUCGGGUUUUCAAUGGUGGCAUCAGCAGGGAUUCGUCGAUCGGACUGGGAAGGUCCUUCAACAACAUCACGGAAAUCUGGACUCAUCUCCACCUUCAUCAGCACGAGGUUUAGUUCAGGGUUGCAUCAACCAGAAGAGCAACCAAAAAUUGAAUUGAAUUCGGCUGUUUAUCCCGAUGGUCCACCAUUGACUUCUAGAGCGAUGAAAAUGUUGAACAUCAUCGACACGAAAGAAAUGGUACGUGGUCCUGAGAAUUCACCUGGAUACUGGGUGGUUACUGGAGCCAAGCUGUGCGUGGAAGGUGCCCGGAUCUCUAUCAAAGUGAAAUACUCAUUGUUAACCAUAUUGUCGGAGGAUUCUAUGAUCUGAUAAAGAGAGAACUUAGGCAGUGAGUAGAUACAACUAUUUUUCUGCUGUAAAUGUGUUUUGUACAUUAGUCCUCUAUAGUUGGCCACGAAACACCAUCAUUCUUCAUUCAUAGUGAAGCAAACAGUAUUUUGAGAAUGUAAAUUUCUGCUGUAUUAUGCAUUUUUUUAACAAUUUUUUGGAGUGAGAAUUUCUGGUGGCACAGCUUUCUAUGA